Messenger RNA from Aplysia californica (California sea hare), 1587 nucleotides. RefSeq lists its product as uncharacterized. NCBI's taxonomy places the organism in Eukaryota, Metazoa, Mollusca, Gastropoda, Aplysiida, Aplysiidae. Bases 1 to 1587 code for a protein of 528 amino acids. The transcript is spliced from 2 exons. Gene Ontology annotation, molecular function: RNA-DNA hybrid ribonuclease activity; nucleic acid binding. The record is from RefSeq and is a predicted model, not a curated record.
AUGGGACUCUAUGCUGAUGACUAUACAAUAUACGCCACCAACGAAGACAUAAAUCAGGCUGAAAACAGUGUCCAAGCAGCCAUAAACUUACUUGAGCAGUGGGCAAAGCAAAACAAGAUGGAAAUCAGUACGGAGAAAACAGAGUGCACCCUCUUCACCACCAGCACCCACGAGGCCAAGCGAAAAGCAGCACUCUCACUCAAAGGCGCCCCCAUCACCUUCAACUCCAACCCCACCUUACUUGGGGUUACACUUGAUCGUACUCUAUCCUCCAACGCCCACAUCCAAAACCUUGAGUUAAAACUGUCAAGCAGACUUCGACCAUUGAAAGCCCUUACAGGCACCACCUGGGGUGCCUCCAGGGAAUGCAUAAAGCCUAUAUAUUAUGCUACUUGUCGGUCAGCUAUCGACUAUUGUGCCCCUGCCUACAUGCCUCUUGCCAAACCCUCCAAUCUGCAGAAACUGGAAAGAAAGCAGAAUGAAGCAGCAAGAAUCAUCACAGGCUGCUCAAAGGAUACUCGUGUGGACAGCCUCCUCAUCGAAGCAGACAUUUUACCACUAAGGCAUAGAGCUGAUGCCUUGACUGCCAUCUCAUUCGAGAAGUCCAUGCGUCUGCCUACAACGAACCAACGCAAAGCCUCCGCAACAAAAUCAGUGCCCACGCGGACAGGCAAGUCGAACUGGAGAAAGCAUGCCCAGAACCUCGUAGCCGAAACUGAACUGGAUACGUACCCACGUGAGGAGCUGGUUGUUUUACCCCCCACACAACCGUGGAAGGCUGCAUCAUACAACGUGACUUUUAGCACCGAUCUUGUCGCCGACUGCAAGCGUGCUAAUGAACCAGCUGUCAGGAAAGCAGCAGCAGAGGCUACAAUUCGUUCGCUCCCCCUGCCCGAUGUAGAAGUCUGGACUGACGGUUCAGCUGAGCACGGUACUGAGUAUGGAGGAAGUGGAAUACUGAUCAAGACCGGCGAUACCGAACUCGACCAACGUGUACCUGCGGGCCGGUAUUGUUCCAACUACGGGGCCGAGCUUGUAGCUCUCGACACAGCGCUUGACAUGCUUGUGGCACUACAUACAGCAGGCAGCCUUCCGAACAGUGCACGCAUCCAUGUAUACACUGAUUCUAGAUCAGCAGUCAUGCGCCUCUCAUACGGCCCUACCAACCAAUCGGAAAAGGUGGCCUGCUCAAUCUGGCAACAUCUGCACACCCUCUGUCAACGCUCUGCAUGUUCCAUCCACUUACAGUGGAUUCCAGGCCACGCCGGACUGGCUGGGAAUGAGGAAGUUGACAGCAUCGCCAAAGAAGCAACAGCGCUUACCCAGAUUGACACGCCAAUCGAUUUCUCGACAGCUAAAGCCGUCAUCCACCGAUCGACCCGCGCAAAGUGGAAAAGAGAGGCGAAACCCAAACUGCCGUUUGCCCAGCCGCCGUCAUUCCAGCUUGAGGCCUCGCUCAGACGACAGGACCGCCGGCUUCUCUCUCAAAUGAGAACUGUGAGUCUGACCUCAUCUGCCGAUCUGUCAUCUGAUGCCAGCCGCCUCAUUGAUGGUGUUCCCCUCAUGCCUCAUGUAAAAAAAAACUAA